This is a messenger RNA of Cetraspora pellucida, 219 nucleotides long. NCBI's taxonomy places the organism in Eukaryota, Fungi, Glomeromycota, Glomeromycetes, Diversisporales, Gigasporaceae. The record is from the annotation of a GenBank genome assembly.
GACCCUCUGGAUGCUGCAAGAAACUUUGAUUUAAUGCUGCUUCUUAACCAAUCAAUAGAAGUAAAUCUUGAUGACUUUCUAUUACCAGAAAAAAUAAAAAACACUACCAAUCCUAUUCCAACCUUAGAAUCAGAAAUAGAAAACACUACCGAUCUUAAUUUGACUGUAGAAUCAGAAAUUAAAAACUUAGAAGACUCUAUAACUAUCCUUCUAACUGAU